AUGAAUACUGACGUUAAAGACAAUUCUAUUUCUACAGCCGCAAUGGUCGCAGGGGCACGAUCCGCUGCAAUGAUUGAUGAAGAUAUCGCGUGUGCGAUGCCCGAACUCUGUACAUCGAUCUCGUCAACUGAGCCUGGAAAGUUCCUUCAAGUUCUCAAGGGUAAAUUUGACAAUUUUAUGAGUGAACGACGUGCGCCAAAGCCUGACGAAAACAAGAAAGAUCAGACCAGUGAUUGA
Molecule: messenger RNA, 237 nt
Organism: Funneliformis caledonium
Lineage: Eukaryota; Fungi; Glomeromycota; Glomeromycetes; Glomerales; Glomeraceae
Source: the annotation of a GenBank genome assembly